UAGUAUGUCGUCCAAAAUGUAACAAAAAUUUCAUAGUUUAGUAUGUUGUCCAAAAUGUGACAAAAAUUUCAUAGUUUAGUAUGUUGUCCAAAAAGUCACAAAAAUGUCAAAGUUUUUUUGGUAUGUUGUCCAAAAUGUGACAAAAACGUCAUAGGUUAGAAUGUAGCCCAAAAUUUGACAAAAAAAUCAUACUUUAGUAUGUAGCCCAAAAUAUGACAAAAACAUCAUAGGUUAGUAUGUUGUCCAAAAAGUCACAAAAAUGUCAUCGUUGGGUAUUGUCAACAAAAAUGUCACAAAAAUGUCAUAGUUUAGUAUGUCGUCCAAAAAGUCACAAAAAUGUCAAAGUUCAGUAUCUCGUCCAAAAUGUGACAAAAAUGUCAUACUUUAGUAUGUCGUCCAAAAUGUGACAAAAAAUUCAUGGUUUAGUAUGUCGUCCAAAAAGUCACAAAAAUGUCAUUGUUAGGUACGUCGUCCAAAAAGUCACAAAAAUGUCAUAGUUAAGUAUGUCGUCCAAAAAGUCACAGAAAUGUCAAAGUUAAGUAUGUUGUCCAAAAUGUGACAAAAAAGUCAUACUUUAGUAUGUUGUCCAAAAUGUGACAAAAACAUCAUAGGUUAGUACACAGUAAAUUCCCCAGUGUUAAAUAUGCAGUGUCAAACUCCAUUAACUCUAUCUGAGUUAAUAUAACAACAGCUGGAGUAGAAUGCCCCCUAGUGUUGGUGUCAAUUUCGGUAGUUAAAAGACGGGGUGUAAAAGUACUCUAUAAAGCCACCUCUAUAAAGCCACCCCUGUCUCAUUUCAAAAUUCCCCGACUCUGCAGUCCGCCAUUUUCAGCAGCUUUCGUCAUGUCGAGGAAGUCUGGUAAGUUUCUCCUCUUCUUUCAUUUAACCAAACAUUUAGCAUAUCUACAUGACUAAUGUUUUAAACUGCCUUAUUGUCAUUUACCAUGUACUGCAGUUAGUUUUGUAAUGUAAAACUAGAAAAUCCAGUUGUGGCUCGCUGAACAAAUAAGCAGUACCUAGCUUCUGAUUUCGGCUAACCUGCUACCAUAAACAGGAUUUAGUCGGUAAGAGGUUACCUUAAUAUUAUGAAGGUUUAUAAAAAGUGCAUUGGUGGUUAUCCUGUAAUAGUUUUAGACUCCGGUAGGUAAAAUGGGAAGACGCAUAUGUGGGAAGUGGACCAAAUUGCGCGGGCAAUUGUGUAGCCUUACUAGCCUAGCCACUCUAAUAUUAACUUUGUAAAUUAAUUUCGGAUUUUCAAGUUACUGUAAAAGUUAUCCAAAUAAAGUUACUGUUAAUUACUUUCACCUCUGCUUAAAGUGUAGGCAUUCUCUUUCUGAUGCUUGACCGUUUUUAACGUAUGAUUUUGGUGCAGUUACCGGACAGUUUGAAACAGGCUUAUUGCACGUCAAAGAACAUGGUUUGCAGCCACAGUGCUUGUCUUCAGUUUAUGGUCACUGUCUUGUGCUCACGUUCCGCGCGCGCCAAAGUCCACCAUUUUGCUUUGUCCGCCAUCGGGAACAGCACAUCCAAGUACAACGCGCUGCUUUUGCCUGUCACUUUGUCACAGGAUAGCCAUCGGUGGAGGCAGACAUUUAUCAAUAAUCUAAAUCAUCAUUACUUGCUGAAUUUUCAACCGAUUUUCAAGCCGUUUGCUUUACAUUGCAUGGGUAUUUGCGGUGAAGGAUACUUGGUUACCAAAAAGUAAACAGUUCUGUAUGAAUGCAUAUUAUUCUAUACAUUUUUAUAAUAUAUAUACAUUUUUGUGCAUUUUGGACACACAGCUAUGCUAUAAUACAUUUCAGGUUGCACUAAAAUAUAAAGUUUAUAACGACUAAACUUUGCAAUGAUGCUGAAAUAUAUUAUGGACCUUAACAUUGUGUGUGUCAAAAAUUGCAGCCAAUUAUGUAUUUUGAUUGUAAUAAUAAGCCUGAGACAUUAAUUGGGAAAUGUUUAUUUUUUCUCUGCAGGGAUAAUGUUACUGAAAGUAAAACUGGGUGAUUGCCAAAAAUUUGGCAAUCAAACUGGAGAGUUUCUGAUUGCAGCUUUUGCGAAGUUUGGUGUUCCUCCAGCAACGGAAGGUGUGAAAGUGGUUGACAGUUCAGGCACUGAAUUGGAUGAAGAUGUGUUUGAGGACAUACUAAAGGAUCCUUCAACAGGGGUACUAACCAUCAAGUAUGACACAGAACCUGUCCACACAGUGGCAUCCUCUUCUGAGCCCUCCCCACCAUCAUCACUCGAUUUGUCUGACUCGCAGGAUACAGUUAUCCUUACAGAGAGCCCUUCCAGAAAACACCAGAGGGUUGAUACAGAAGCUAAACAAUUGUUUAAGAGUCCAUCCUUUCCACAAAACCUGGAGGGGAAUGUAUACUACAAGAAUACAAUCGAACCAAGUCUUUGGUGGACGAAAACCAGGAGGAAAAUGGUCAACAUACUGGCAGCUGACUUGACUGAGAAGAAUGGAACAUCACCUCCCAGACAGUUGAAAGAAAAGUACGCCAGAGGAAUUGUGACAUUAUUCCCCUACCUCAGUGACCCAUACGCUAAGAAUGGCUAUGAGCAUUACUAUGAUGGGGAGAGUGGCACUGGGUACUUGGCUUGGAGGAUUAAAACCAUUCAAAGAUCUACUGCUAAAGACAGACGAUCAUCAUUUGGAGAAUCAGUGGAAGGAUCAUCAGGUAAAGACAUGUCUGGAGGACCAACGGUCAGAAGACAGACCCAAUUUGUUCCUGAGGCAUCCGUAAGUGAAGAUGAGUGCCAGGAAGUAAUGUCACUGAUGAGACAUUCAGCUGACGAGGACUUAGUCAAGAAGAAGAUGAAGCUGACAUUUUUCCAUCGCCGCAACAUGCUCCUCGACCCCCAGCAGUCAAGCAACAUACUAUCUGACUUUCCACGUUUCAAAGACGUCAAAGGCUUGGUUGAACAGGAUUUUGUUCUGAUGUUGGGUAAGGGGGGGUCCGACAAGUUUCUGGAGCGAUGUCCAGGCACAUUCAAGGAAAAGAUCAUCCAACAAUGCAGAAAGCUUCCCAACAUCAGUGAGCUUGAAGAACUCCUGCUGGCAGCUGAUCCUCCUCUGGAUGGCAUUGACUUGGACGAUGACUUAGGGACGGAAGAGACCAGGGAAAGUGUCCGCGUCCCAAGCAGAGAAGCAUCUUGUCAUCUUCAAGAAGACUGGAACAAGCAUCCAAGAACAUCUCGACACCAUUACUACCAGCGCUCAACCAUAUCUCCUGGCUGUUGGAUUAAGGAAGGAUGCAGUCCACCAGUUCUUCAUCAUUCUGGAUAGGAGUGCCAUACCUUGCAGGUCAACUUCUCCUCUAGGGGCUUUCGAUGAGCUGUUUAAGGCACAUUUUGUGUUCGGCACAUCAUACAACUCCAUGCUCCAUAACAUGUACAUGUUCAUCCAGACCACGGUGUACAACAUCGAUGUUGGGAAAGUCAAGGAGAGUCCUCGUGUUGCUGAAGUAAGGGCAAGGUUACUCAAUUAGUGCUUGAGCUUUUUCCUCCAUCAUGAGGUGCUUUGUUUGUCAGGCUGAAUUAAAAAGUUCCAGUAUGCUUGUUAGGCACUUACGUUUAGUUCAUGGUUACUUGCCUGGAAGAAACCUUCGCCUUAAAUGUGUUCAGACUGGAUGUGGAUCUGUGUUCGGUACUUUUUUUGAAUACAGAAACCAAACGAAACAAAAACUUCAAAGAGAAAUGGGGAAACGUUGAACCUGUUGAAAAGGUGCUCGGCACAAGAUUUGACAGCAGAAGAAACAAAUCUACUGGGACAUAUGACCAGGUCAUUAUAACAGAUAAGUUUUCAUAUGUUCCCAUCCUAGAAACGCUUAAGAACAUUUUUGAUAACCUAGAACUGACCAACAUGUUCAAGCCCAGGCACAUUCCCAAAGAAGGUGUUUAUACAGACAUAAAAGAUGCCAACUAUUUUAAAGAAAAUCUGUUAUUUUCUAAAGAGAACAAUGCAUUGCAGAUUCAACUGUUUUAUGACGACUUUGAGACAGCAAAUCCCUUGGGCUCUAAAAAGGGUAUGCAUAAAUUAGGGGCUAUAUAUUUUACUCUGAGAAAUGUUCCCCCAAUCUUUAAUUCGGCUUUGAUUAAUAUUCAUUUAUGUGCUCUUUUCCACGCACAGGACAUCAAACGUUAUGGUUUUAAUCUGAUACUUGAACCACUGGUGAAUGAUAUAAAAGUACUUGAGACAGAGGGACUUCACAUUUCCAUGUCUGAAAGUGUUAUUUAUGGUACCAUUGUCCAGGUCACUGGGGAUAAUUUGGGUUUGCAUUGUCUGUUUGGCUUUGUGGAAUCAUUUAGUGCUCGCUAUUGCUGUCGUUUCUGUCUCCUUGAGAAAACUUGUUUUCAAACUGUGUUCUGUGAAGAUAAUCCUGAAGUUGUAUUAAGAACUAUUGAGAUGCACACCCAGCAAACUGUCAAACUGUCAAACUUUACAAACUAACUCUACGCUACCUCAUACAUAUGGUGUGAAACGCACUUGUCUGUUGAAUACACUGCAGUAUUUCAACACAUCAAACAACUUUUCUUUUCUUAGAAGGGGUUGCUCAGUUUGAGGUCAAACUUGUUUUACAGUACAUUCAGGGCAACUUCCUGAAUGCCGAACAACUGGCUGGUAGAAUACAUGCUUUUGACUAUGGUUAUAAUCAACAGCGAAAUCGACCACCUAGAGUAAAAAUGCUUGAUGUAAGUAAUGAUUUUGGACUGAAUGCUAUACAAUACUGGUGCAUAUUACGCAACAUGCCGUUGCUUUUUGGUGAUUUAUUUCAGACAGGUGAUGGUUAUUGGUGUCUUCUACUUUUGCUUCUACAGAUUGUUAACAUUGUUUUAUCACCUGUCCUCUCAGAGGGCAUGACCAUAUACCUCAAACACUUAAUCAUUGAUCAUCAUCAACUCUUCAAGCAGUUAUUUCCUCAGCUCAAUCUUUUACCAAAGCAUCAUUUCAUGAUUCAUUACCCUCCUAUUAUAAGGACCAUUGGCCCAAUUCUGCACAUGUGGUGCAUGCGUUAUGAAGCCAAACAUAAUUUCUUUAAGAAACAAUUAAAAAACUUUAAAAACAUUACACAAACAUUAGCCAAAAAGCACCAGAGUUGUAUGGCAUUCUAUCGAGAAUCCUUUACCAAGUAAAGACUAACUUUAGUCCCAGGAAAAAUGCUUCCACUAAGUGAGCUCAAAAACAGCCCAUACAUUGCUUCCAAAUUUGGAGCUGAAUUGUCAACCAGUAUUUUUUCUGCCAAAUGGAUUAAAUACCAUGGUACCGAGUACCGCCGUGACUUCAUUAUCUGUACUGAGGUAGCAUUUGAGAUGCCUGUGUUUUGUAAGAUAGAGUCUAUUGCUGUGAAGGAUGAAAAUGUAUUACUCUGUGGAAAACUGAUGGAAACUGUUUGUUUUGAGAAUCAUUACCAUGCAUUAAGGUCUCACUGCAUCCAGACAAUGUUCGAAAAGUGUUGCACAUUGAUGAGCGAUGUUACUUUAAACCAUUUAAUGUUCAAAUGACUUAUGGAAAAAUAGAUUCCUCAAAGUACAUUAUUCCAUAUUGCCAUUUUAUGUAGCCCUUGAUGAUUUUGAAUGUCUGUUUCCGCCAUGAGAUUUAAGCAUGCCCGCCUGACA
Solea solea (common sole) is the source of this 5613-nucleotide messenger RNA. RefSeq lists its product as uncharacterized. The coding region runs from base 1973 to 3283 and encodes 436 amino acids. The transcript is spliced from 10 exons. The record is from RefSeq and is a predicted model, not a curated record. NCBI's taxonomy places the organism in Eukaryota, Metazoa, Chordata, Actinopteri, Pleuronectiformes, Soleidae.